AUGAAUUCAGUGAUCGCUCGCCCUUUCUUCGACGGGGCUAACAAGUCUACCCCCCAAAUUCAACUACCAGAACGACCCUCACUUCAUCCAUUCUCUGCAUCUCGUAAUGGUCAAGUCAAUCUUGAUACUUUCUCUCCUGUGAACGAGAAUGGAAGCUUCGCUUUCGACCGUGUACUUAAGACCGGAAAGGUGUACCGGCGUGUCAAACACAAGCAUGUAUUCAGAGCUUCGUGGAAAUCUGCCUACCUCGUGCUCCGUCCAAAUCUUCUCUCCGUCUACAAAGAUGAAGAUACUACACGCCUUCGAGUUUCCAUCAACCUCUCGGAUGUGACCGCCGUCGCCCCGGUCAGAUCGCAACGCUCUCACCGCCAACAUGUCUUUGGUGUAUUCACCCCUUCGAAGAACUACCGCUUCGAAGCCAUGUCGGAACGCGAUGCUGAGGAUUGGAUCAGUCGCAUCCACGCCGAGAGUCCUUCUGACGAGGAUGAGCCUGCCUUUUUAGCUGAGAAGAGAAGAGCCCCUGCCAUUCAAAAACAGCUCGUUGAAGACACCACCGACCACUCCGAUUUUGAUCUUGCCGGUCGCGCCAGCUCCCCCGAGCCUGGCCGCAGCCUUCCAUCCACAUCCCGCAGCCACACCACCCCUUACACCCAGGAUUACUCGGGAAACGACAUGACGUCGUAUUCGGAGCUCUCAGAUGGCCCCACUCCACGCAAAAACAGUCGAUUGCGCUCCAUGCCCUCCAUUCACGCAUUGUCUAUUUCCGCCCCAGAGGACAAACCCGCUUCCCCACCUCGAGACGCAGGUCGGCCUGACCUAACUAUUCUCCGCGAUCCGGAGCGGGUCAUCUGCCAAGGAUACCUGCAGGGGCUGCGCAUCAAAGGAACUGUUCGGCAAUGGAAGCGGCUGUGGGUCGUACUGCGGCCUAAGAGCUUGGCCUUUUACAAGGAUGACCAGGAGUACUCGGCUGUCAAAAUUAUCUCCAUGUCUCAGGUGAUCGAUGCCGCCGAGGUGGAUCCCAUGUCACGGUCUAAGACUCUCUGUUUGCAGAUCAUCGUCGUGGAGAAGACUUAUCGACUUUGCGCUCCAGAUGAAGAAAGCUUGGCCAGAUGGUUAGGCUCCUUGAAGAGUAUUAUUGUUGCUCGCAAGAAGCUUGAAAUUUCAUCUGUGACAGCGGCAGCGACAGCUACUUGA
Penicillium taxi is the source of this 1194-nucleotide messenger RNA. Its product is annotated as PH domain-containing protein. The record is from RefSeq and is a predicted model, not a curated record. NCBI's taxonomy places the organism in Eukaryota, Fungi, Ascomycota, Eurotiomycetes, Eurotiales, Aspergillaceae. Bases 1 to 1194 code for a protein of 397 amino acids. The transcript has a single exon.